This is a messenger RNA of Drosophila subobscura, 1362 nucleotides long. RefSeq names its product decapping nuclease DXO homolog (gene Rai1). The transcript has 2 exons. Gene Ontology annotation, biological process: NAD-cap decapping; nuclear-transcribed mRNA catabolic process. Gene Ontology annotation, molecular function: mRNA 5'-diphosphatase activity. NCBI's taxonomy places the organism in Eukaryota, Metazoa, Arthropoda, Insecta, Diptera, Drosophilidae. The record is from RefSeq and is a predicted model, not a curated record. Gene Ontology annotation, cellular component: cytosol; nucleus. The coding region runs from base 31 to 1170 and encodes 379 amino acids.
CAAAACCGAAAUAUUUACUAAAUUAGCGAAAUGUCGCAACCACGCCAGAACCAUACAAAGCAACGUGUUAACGUCAACAGGCGUCUGCACAAGAGUGGGCAGAGAUACGCAUUUCCCAGAUUCGGUAUCCCGGAAUGCUUCGGGUUCUUCAGCGUCAACGCCCAGCAGGAGUUUGAGGAUAAUGCAAAUGGUGCCAGCUACCUGUGCAUGCCACCCGCGGACUCCUUUCCCAUGGAUCUAAAGGCCGGCUAUGAGCGUGUCAUACGCAAGAAAAAACAAUCGGGAGUUAAAGACCUGGAAAACCUGCUGAAGUACAUUUACAACCAUCAGCAGCUGCUGACACUGUCCCAAUCCUCUAAGUCGCUCUCAUUGCGCGCCGACUUUGUCUGUUGUCGCGGCGUGCUGCGUAUGCUCUUGUGCAUGCCGUACGAGACGCGGGAUGCGUUUUACGUGCGUGCCACCAGGCUUAAUGGCACCAUUUACAUUGCCAAAGUGGAGACCGAACAGCAGCGUCAGGAGGAUCUAAACAUGACUGAGCAUGCCAAGGCCAUGUGCUCGUGGGGCUUCAAGUUCGAGCAGUACAUGCUGUCGACAGCGCCCAACACUCUCCCCGACACAAGUCUCCCCGUGAACGAGGCCGAGGAGUUUAGUGCAAUGUUUCGCUGCUCCCUGAACGGCAUUCGUUUGAUGUAUGGCGCCGAAAUGGAUGGCAUCGUAAGCAAGGAACCCGUCAAUCUUAACGAUCCGCAUGAACUCAGGAAUCUACAGUUUGUGGAGCUGAAGACGGGACCCUUCCAGCCCAAUGACAAGCAGAAUCGUUCAUUUGAUUAUUGUAAAUCGCGCAACUGGUGGAGUCAAUCAUUUCUGGUUGGCAUCAACACCAUUAUGGUCGGAUUGCGCGACAAUGACGGCCUGUGCCAUGACAUUGACAAGCGCGAUGUCUCACAGCUGGCACGCAACAAGCCCUGGAGCCCAGCGGCCAUGUUCGUGUUCCUAGACAAAUUGCUCCAAGAGCUAAAGAAAACGCUCGAGUCCAUCGAUAAUCCACACAUUGUGGUCGAGUACGAAUUCCUUCCGCACUCGGAUAGCGUCUUUGUUCGUGUACUCGAUUCAUCCGAUGUUCAAAUAAUACCCGACUGGUAUCGCACCCUAAUGAAGGGCGAGACCUGAGAUCUCACCCAAGAUUGCAUCUAAAACCAAUAGCAAAUAAGUGCAGCAGGAGAAGAACAAAACAAUGUCUCCGCAAGAGCAACGUUAAUUUAAUUGUAACUCUUAUUUAAUAAUUCUUUAAACACAUAAGGAUAAUAUUUAUGUAUACAAAAUACUCGCAUAACUGAGGAAGCAGCAGCGCAGAUCAUUUUC